Messenger RNA from Gavialis gangeticus (Gharial), 7253 nucleotides. It is a transcript of the gene SLC16A10, whose product is annotated as solute carrier family 16 member 10. NCBI's taxonomy places the organism in Eukaryota, Metazoa, Chordata, Crocodylia, Gavialidae. Bases 71 to 1387 code for a protein of 438 amino acids. Gene Ontology annotation, biological process: transmembrane transport. The record is from RefSeq and is a predicted model, not a curated record. The transcript has 6 exons. Gene Ontology annotation, molecular function: monocarboxylic acid transmembrane transporter activity.
GCUGGCGGUGGCGGGGCCGGCGCCGGCGGACGGGAGCAGCCCCCCCGAGGGCGGCUGGGGCUGGGUGGUGAUGCUAGCCGCCAUGUGGUGCAACGGGUCGGUGUUCGGCAUCCAGAACUCGUGUGGGGUCCUCUUCGUCUCCAUGCUCGACUCCUUUGGCGAUCGUGACGACCCGAACCUCAUCUUCAAGACAGCAUGGGUGAGUUCGCUGUCUAUGGGAAUGAUCUUCUUCUGCUCUCCCAUUGUCAGUGUGUUCACAGACAUAUUUGGCUGCCGAAAAGUAGCUGUUACUGGAGCUGCAGUGGGGUUGCUUGGACUCCUUGCAAGCUCUUUUGUAAGCACCAUUGAACUUCUAUAUUUCACCUAUGGAAUCUUAUUUGCCUGUGGCUGCUCAUUUGCAUACCAACCAUCCUUGGUCAUUCUGGGGCACUAUUUCAAGAAGCGCCUAGGACUAGUGAAUGGCAUUGUCACUGCCGGCAGCAGUUUGUUCACUGUGUCACUGCCCUUCCUUCUGAGAGUGUUGAUUGAUUCAGUUGGCCUAUUCAACACUUUACGGGUCCUGUGCAUCCUCAUGUUUAUUCUGUUCCUCGCUGGCUUCACUUACAAGCCUCUCAUUCCCCAUGCCAAAGACACAGAGGGUGGAAAGAAGGGCAAGUUCAAAUUUCCUCCUGCAAAAAAGAUUUUCAAUUUUUCCAUUUUCAAAGUUGCGGGUUAUCGGAUUUGGGCUUUUGGAAUCCCAGCUGCCCUUUUUGGAUACUUUGUGCCUUAUGUUCACUUGAUGAAGCAUGUAAAAGAAAGACUCGGUGAGAAUGUGCAAGAAGAAGUGCUUCUACUCUGCUUGGGUGUCACUUCUGGAAUUGGCCGACUAAUCUUUGGCAGAGUUGCAGAUUAUAUUCCUGGGGCAAAAAAAGUUUAUUUACAGGUGAUCUCGUUCUUCUUCAUUGGGCUGAUGUCCAUGAUGAUUCCACUGUGCCAUGUCUUUGGAGGUCUCAUUGCUGUCUGCCUCUUCAUGGGUCUGUUUGAUGGCUGCUUCAUUUGCAUCAUGGCUCCUAUUGCCUUUGAGUUGGUUGGUGCCCAAGAUGUCUCUCAAGCCAUAGGAUUUCUGCUGGGACUCAUGUCAAUUCCUAUGAUUGUUGGUCCCCCCAUUGCAGGUUUACUGCGUGACUACCUAGGUACCUAUGAUGUAGCGUUCUACCUGGCUGGAGUUCCCCCCAUUAUUGGUGGCGCCAUAUUAUGCUUCAUUCCAUGGGUACAUGAAAAGAAAAAGCUAAAAGAAAAAGCAAAAACUGUUGAUGGAGCAACAACUGAGAAAAUGCUGGAAAAUGACAGCACUUUGGUAUCAGGCACAACAGAAAAGCCCAACAAGGAAAUAGACUCUGUUAUUUGAUGCAUUGUAUCUUCUUACCAGGCUGAAGUUGUUUUUAAAGGAGCUAGAUCAUGUUUCUGACUUUAAGCAGAAAAUCUAUUAUUAUUUUUCAAAAUUGGACAUAGUGCUCAAAUUGCAAAACUGCUAAGAGCUAAGCAUCUUCUCCAGCACAGAAUAGCUUUCUGGAUGACACCUUGAGUCUGGUUUUAAGCCAUGAUUUCAAGGCAUUUGAAGUUUUUUAUAGCAUCAGUGUGCAUCUGCCAGUGAUUCUGCGUGCGAACAGAUUAUUUUUUUAAUCCAUCAGGACAUAUUUCCAGAAGUGUGAAAGCUGUUUUUGAUUCACUGACCCUUCCAGGAUAGCUUUGGGAAUUUUACAGUCCGUCCAAUAAAGGAAAAUUUCUUAUAUGGCUUAUAAGAGGGCUGUUAGUAGCUCUUAGACUAAGUCCCCUCCCCCCAUUUUUUCAUUGCAUUUUAAAUACUUUUACAAUCCUAUAGUAAUAAGCAGGAAUAUCUAGUGUUGUCAUUUUCUAUUCUUUCCUGAAAUUAUCUUGCUUUUGGAAGCUAAAUUAUUCUAUUUCAUUUUCUCUUAAUACUUCUGUUCUAUUUGCUUAAACUCAUCCUAGACCACUUUUUCCAUUGGUUCACCUUUUUUAUAAUCUGAUCAGUAGACAUUUUAGGAUUAUAUCUGAUUUGUACAUGUAUUGAGCAUAAACAAGUGAAUAAAUUCAGCAUUAAAGCAGCUGAAAUAUUGGUAUCGUUAGUACCCAGGUACUACAGUUAAUCAAGUCCUUCUUUGACGGUGCUGGAGUAGCUGGUAGUUUUAAAAAUCUAGUUAACUGCAGUGCUUGGGUGCAGAAAUGUGAAUUAGAUUAAAUUUUAAAUUUUGAAUUUGUUUCUUUUUUUAGGGUUUCACUAGAAAAUACUUAAAGACAGCUUUAAAGGAUACAUUUUAAGUGUGCAAUAAGAUUCAAUUGUUCAUACAGAUAAAUGGAAAUAUACAUGAAAUAGAUAUGAGUUAUUUUAGCUACGUUAGACAAUUUUGAAAGAUUUUGCAGUUAUGCAAAUUAAUUAUAGACCUUUGUGUUUUUAUUCAAUUGCAUGUAGGAUACAACUUCCUAUUUUCAAGAAAUGCAAAAAAUUGUCUUUGCAGGCACAAUUCCUUAACAUACUGGUUCACAUCCUUUAUUACUUGCACAGUCCUAAAUUGGGUGUCAAACCCAUAUUUUUGAACACCUUUCUCUGAACGUUACUGCAGCUAAUGGUUUGUCUGAAAUAAUAUCUUAAGAGUGCGUCUGAAUUUAUCAGGAUUACACUCGAACUGUGCUGCUUAUGCAACGGAGUGCUUAAAUAGAUACUCAUUUUACUAGGGCCACGUAAUGCUACUUAUGUAACAGCAAAGAAAAUAAAUAUCUGGAAACUAAAAGCACAUUCAAAUACGAUUUCUCACUUAGUUGUCAGUAUCAUUUGGAUGUGUAAUUCCUAUUUAGGAGCACACCUUUUAAAAAUGUAAUCCUUACUGCCAUUUCACUAUUUUUAAUUUAAUUUCUUCAUUUUUACCAAAGAUUGUGAAUUGCUCAUACAACUUUAUAUUACUGUGAAGUGAAACAUGUUAUAUUAGCAAUAUUUAGAUUAAAAGAUAUAUUUUUUUAAACCCCAUUAAAUAAUUAGAUAAGUAUCUUAAUUAUUAUGGGCCAGAUUCUGUCAUCCUACUUACAUUGCUUAGUCCAUAUUAAAAAUGAACAAGUCUCAUCAGAGUCUAACUGAAACUGGAAAUGGUAAAGUGACAAUUCUCCCUUUUAAGAUAGACCAUUAGAAAUGGCUGGGAAGUCUAGGAGCACAGAUUCCCGUGACAUGUAGUGGGAUCAGUGCUCCUUAAUCUCUUUUGCUUUUGAAAAUCUAAUUUCUAAAAAGUAAGUAAUAUUAUUAGUUAAAAUCCUCAAGAAAUGAUGCUUUCAUUACAGAAAUUACAUUAGCAACCACAUUAUUUAUGCUCUUGAUUCUUCUUCCAGGUGAUAUUAUUCAGUGUUGGGUAUUGCACUGGCAAUGAAAUACACAGUGAAAUUCAUGAUAAAAUCCUCUUAUUUCAGCUACUUUGGUUAUGAAAAUUAAUAUUUAUCAUACUGUUUAUUAUUUUAAAGGAUUUUUUUGUGGUAAAUUCAGGAGGCCCAUUUAGCACUUGCUGUGCUCUGAACUCAUGAGAGGCAUCAGGUUGUGCUUGCCUUUCUACUUGGCACAAUAUUAUAAUAAUAUCUUUAUAAAUAAUCUGAAAGAAAAUAAAAGCCAUUGCUGAUAAAUUCUGCAGAUGACACAAAAAUGGAGUGGCUACCAUGUGGUACACCGGCCUUGUAUGAGAAAUAUGUCAAUACAGCCAAAUACGAGGCAGGCAUUUUAAGAAGAAAAAAUGUAGCCUAUAUUUAUAGGUUACAGUCUGUAUUUUUUUAAAUAUCUUGGAGUGGGAUGUGUUGUGUGGUGCAUAAUCAAAAGAGUUAAUGCAAUCUUGAAAUGUAUGAGGAGUGAACUACAGAAUACAAGUCAGAACAUGGCAUUGAUUAGUGUGAUCAUCAGUUGAAUGCUAUGUCCAGUUCGGGUUUCAACAUUUGAAAAAGGAUGUUGAAAAAUUAAAUGCUGAAGUAAAACUUCAGAAAAAGCAAAGAUGACUUGAGGUUUGGGAAAAGUGUCUUAUAGUGAAAGACUUAAAAAAAAUCUAAAACUAAUUAAGACAAGAUACUGACAUAGGGAGAUUUUCAGUAAGAGACAUUUCUUCAGUCUAGCAUAACGGCACAACAAGGUCCUGUUUGGAGUUACAUAAAUUUAGAAUAAAAAUAAGAUGCAGAGGGUAACUGCGAAGAACAGCUUACUCAGAAAUGGAAAUUUCUUUGUUACCCAGUCUUUAAUUGAGAUGGGUUGUCUGUCUUUCUAAAAAAAAAAAUAAUUAUCCGGUUCUGUCAGAAGUAAUGCUGGCUGAAACUAUCUUGUGUUUAGUUACAGACUAAAUUAUUAUAAUGGUCUUUUCUAGUCUUAAGAUCUAUUUAAAUAAUUUAUGUUUCAUAUCAAGAUUUAUGUCUUCAUCCCAAAGUUUCAAUGUGGUGUUGAUGCAUCGCAAGUAAUGCCAUAUAAAAAGUAUCUGCUUGCUAGUUACGGUGCAGAUGCAAAUGUCUUGUUUCUUCUAAAAGAUUUUUUUAAUUUAAAAUAUUUCAUCCACUUUAUGAGGGAACAGAUAUAAUAUUAAGGCUUUUCCUCGUCAAAAUUAAGCAGUUUUGACAGGCUAGAAAAUUAAAGCAUCUGAAAAAAUAAUUAACUUCAAUUUGGCAGAAGUCAUUUCUGAAUCAGGAAAUGGUAACUUCCAUAGACAAGUAAUCCUGCUCUGCUUCUCAUAGCUGAUUCAACCUUACCUCCACGUCUCUACCUCCCCACCUACCUCCCAUUUCCCAGAAAUAUUUUCAGGAAAGGUCCUAGGAGCAGUUUGGAGAGAGGGAUUAGUUUAGAAGGUGGAGUGCCGGUUUCCUAGUGUGUGAACAGUAUCAGCUCAAAUGCUUUACCCUUCUGUGUAGUACGCUGAGUCUUGAAAAGCUCAGUCCGAGCAAGCUGUAUGCAAACAUUUCACAUGGCUUAUUGACAUUUUCUUUUUAGGUUCUUAUGUGGUCCUUGUCUCUGUGAUAUCUGAAUAAUAUAUCCUGCAUUGCUAAGGGAUAUGAACAUACUUAGAGCUGUGUUAUACAGCUGUGUAUACAAGAAUACAUAAGUAUAAUAAAUUGAAACCAGGGCUGACAGUUAAACUCAUGCUAGUUAUGCAUUGCAGGUAGGACUCAAGAUUCUGCUAGAGUCCAUUGACACUAUUUGGCUCUGUAUGUUGUAGCCAUAUAAACUUAUAUAGAGCAGACUGGAAGUCUUUUCUACCAAAAGUCCUUUUGAGUCUGGUCUACACUGACCAGCCAGAAAUUUGCUUAAUAUACUUGUGGUCACCAUCUGAACAGCUCCCUAAGGUGUUCAGUGCAGUCAAAGACAGCUUAGAUAGCCAUGGAUUCACUUGUGUGAUCCACUUUUUGAAGAUGUGUGUGGUACAGUGAACAAUGGCAACCUUCUCUUUUUCUGUCUUUCGAUCACUGGAGCACAAGAUCUGGGCAUACACAUCAAUAAUGCCGAUCUGAAAUUCUUGAUCUCAGAUAGCUGGUGAUCUCAGUGUUGGGCUGUUAAUUUUGGCUUACAGAAGUCACUCUGAACACUAGGCACUCAUGGCUAGAUCCAAAAAAUGAUACAGGUAGAAAUGAGGUGGCAGACUCCAACAAUGCAAUCCUGAAAAACCCCUACUGAGCUACCAUCUAACCCUGAAGGCAUUCCAGAGGUUCCAUGCAGCACUUUAUGACUUUAAAGUUUCUUACUUGCCCGAAAGUUCAACUUUUACACUUGUACGAAAGAGCCUCAAUUGGACAAAGCUGGGCAGUUCAGCUGCAAGCUGAACCUUCAUUGUGUCCCAAAACUUAGACAUUACUAUGACUAAAAGACCUGAGGAGGUAUUUCAUGCAUUUGAAUGUUUGUCUAACUUUACCCCAACUAAAUAGGUGGUCAAAUAAAAGAUAUCACCCUAAGAGAUCCUUGCCUUGCAUAAGGAUUUUAGCUAAUAGCUGUUUCCUGUAAAAUACAGUGCUGGAAGUAAGGAUUAAAACCCAGAUCCACACACACCCACACCCAGUCCCUCACCCAGAUACACACACGUGCACCUUAAACACUAAACUAGUCAUGCUCCCUCUGGCCCCAGGCACCUUGAAUUCCUUGUGAGACAACUUCAACAGCAGAGUAGCAAGUGCACCUAUCCCCCAGGAACAGCUGAUAGUUUUGAGUGCAGCACUCCCCUGAGGGAAGUGAACUUGGAUUCCCUGCAAGUGCUCUAAUAAUAAUGAUAAAAAUGACAGUAGCAGCCCUUACACAAUCUAGAGGGCACCAUGUUCUUAAAAGAAAGGAGCACUCAAGUUUAUUGGAAGAAAUGGCCCUGGUGUUUACUUUCAGAAGGGCUAUAGGUCUCAAGGAGAUUAUGGAGCCCUGAAUUAGGUGUCUGGGAACAGGAUUUAAGAUCGAUCCCUCCCUAUGGUCUUUUCUUUUUAGAUGGCGCUAGGCAUGUGGGCAGUUAAUGUGCUCACAUGAGGGAGCCGUCUGAUCAGCACGCUGGCCCCACUCUAGGUGCCUGUGCUCUGUACAUGAUGAGUCCAGGUGCCGCGUGCUAGGUUCUGGAUUCCAUCAUAGGGGCCAGACACCCAAAUAUUGGGGUUGGUAGCUAGAAAUUAGGUGCUGCAGUGUUCUCUAUUGGAACUGGCCUUCCAAUACUACAGAGCUAGGCAUGAUAUAAGAACCCAAAUAGAAUAUAUUUUCACUAAGGAUUAUGUAAGUUCUGUCUCUGGUUCCACAAUCAGGUACAGCAUCUGUGGCAGAAGUGUGAAAGAAAAUUUAAAAACAAUAUUUAAAAAAAAAAAAAGGAAUUAUUGUCCUUAGCUUUUAAUUUUGACAAGUGUUACACCAUUCAAUUCUAGAGAGAGUUAUAAAGUCAGGGCAACAUUUUUAAUACAUGCUUUAUUCUUUUUAUAUGUGAAAGGAGUCACCAUUUUUAAGAAUUUCGGAAAUAUGGAUAUUAAGUUUAGGCCUUCUAUAUUUUAUACUAAAAUGUGUGCUAAUAUAGAUGACACUGACAAGUGUUUGGGUGUCUUUAUAGACACUGUAUUUUAUAUGUUCGUUUUUAUGCUAAUUAAUGUUCACAUUGCUAGCCUUAACUCCAUGCUUUCUAAAUCUGCUUUUUUUUAGAAGCAUAAAGAAUGAAUGUCUAAUGUUAAUUCAUGGUGCUAAAAUAAUUGUAAUCCAUCUCUAAUUACUCAAAAUAAACAAGCAUAGUUCAAAAGUG